CAAAUGUUACUAUCGCUUUGUCUACAUGCAUUAACUAACGUAGGCCACAAAACUGAAGUAAUGAAAGUUAAGUAGACCUCUGUAAGGCUUCAAAUAAUUUUAAUUUUACUAAAGCCUAAACCCUUUUAAUUUUAAUCUGCUCUCUGACUUCAGUGGCAGCUGCAGAGCUUAAGGAGAAGGUGGUGGGUCUGGCGAAGGCAGAUGCCACUAAGGAGAUGGAAUUCGCACAAAAGUUUGAUGUUCUAGGUUUUCGAAACUGUACUUCUAUGUUGAUGGGGGUGUAUAAACCCUAUCCUAGUAAACAAACCAAAGAUGCAAUAAUUAAUUGGGUGAACAAGAAAACAAUCCCCGCUUUGUAUAACAUCACAACGACAAAGGAGGCUGAACGCAUCUUGGCUAUAGAAGAAAAAAUAGUAUUUGGUUAUUUAGAGAGCUUGGUGAUGAACUUCUGGAUGCUUCGAAGCUGGAAGAUGAUGUUAGCUUCUAUCAGAUGACAAGUCCUGAUGUAGCAAAACUCUUCCAUAAUGAUCCCAAAGACAAACGUCUGGCUUUG
Olea europaea var. sylvestris is the source of this 553-nucleotide messenger RNA. RefSeq names its product protein disulfide isomerase-like 1-3. Lineage: Eukaryota; Viridiplantae; Streptophyta; Magnoliopsida; Lamiales; Oleaceae. The transcript has 3 exons. The record is from RefSeq and is a predicted model, not a curated record. The coding region runs from base 216 to 494 and encodes 92 amino acids.